AUGGCUGAAGAAGAAUUUCAAGAAUCCGAAAUUUUAUUCCGAGACAGCCUCGAUUUCGACGGCCGGACCAAUUUCGACGGCCACGAUGACCUUCCCACGAACUCCGGUCUAGAAAAGAAGAAAAUCGUAGCCGUGAAUAGGGAAAAAUCGGUCUCGAUAGAUAUUCCGGGAUUUGGCUCGUCUCUAAAGGCGCCUUAUUCCGGCAACGACGAGGCGGAGUUUGUGCCGCCACACGUCAUAAUUGGGCGGCGGGUGGCGGCGCUCUGCACCGGACACGGGCGGAGGAGUUUAAAGGGAAGACAUUUGAGCGAGUUUAGGAAUGCGAUUCUUAGGAUGACAGGAUUUAUUGAAACGUGA
Messenger RNA from Striga asiatica, 357 nucleotides. Lineage: Eukaryota; Viridiplantae; Streptophyta; Magnoliopsida; Lamiales; Orobanchaceae. The record is from the annotation of a GenBank genome assembly.